Messenger RNA from Plasmopara halstedii, 1059 nucleotides. Its product is annotated as nudix hydrolase 3. Gene Ontology annotation, molecular function: coenzyme A diphosphatase activity. The coding region runs from base 1 to 1059 and encodes 352 amino acids. The record is from RefSeq and is a predicted model, not a curated record. The transcript is spliced from 2 exons. NCBI's taxonomy places the organism in Eukaryota, Oomycota, Peronosporomycetes, Peronosporales, Peronosporaceae.
AUGCGACGAACAUUAAUUGAGAUCUGUAAUAUAAUAGUCCGACCGUGUAUGAACUCCUUAUAUGGGUUGCGUCGUGUGUCCACGACAGCUAUGCGCCCCUGCAAACGUAUUCAGAUGCCGUUGAGCCGUGCAGUGCAAUCCAAAUCUGCUCAGAAUAAUCACGAUGACUACCACAGCAGCAUUCAAGCAAACAGUAUCGAAUCGAAAUGGACAAAUCAGAAAAACAAUCACCAAGAGCUGGAAGCUAACGAAAAGAGCUCUUUCUCGCGUGAGUUUGAAAAGCCAAGAAUGGAUGCAAGUUUUUUAGUGAACAAUUACACGGCGCCAGCACUUGCUGCCGCUUAUCAGGAUCGUGAGUAUACCUUGCGUCUUUGUGCCGAGCUACUAAGCGAAGGCAAAUUGGACGAUUUAGAAUCUGUCCUUAAGCCGUAUCACGAUUUUCCUCAGCUCGAUAGAAACACACUACAGCCAACGCCAGUUGCCAAUGCAUUCAAUAAACGUCAUCUUGAGCGUAUUCGCAAGCGACUUAGCCGGCUACCACGGCAAAUUACCAAAGCUUACUCAGCUCGUGCCGCUGUCGUCGUUCCACUGUGCACAUUUGAGGGCGAACCGUCCGUACUCUUUACAUUACGCUCGCUCACUGUUGGCAAACACAAGGGCGAGGUAUGUUUUCCUGGUGGGAUGGUAGACUCUAGUGACUCGAGCGUCGAAGGUACAUGUUUACGUGAGCUAAGUGAAGAGGUCGGACUGGGACCCGAGAGUGUUGAUGUCCUUGGUGUGCUGCGCUGCGAUUGGUCUAGUGUCACCUCGAUAACAGGUAUUGCUGUCACUCCCGUUGUAGGGUUUAUUGGCGAGAUGAGCGAUCGCACUGUUGCUAUUAAUGAAGCAGAAGUCGAGUCUCUUUUUACUGUGUCACUACGUGAUUUGAUGGAUCAAGACAAUUGGAUUCACCAUAGUAACGCUACACCAGUCUUCACGGGUGGUCCGCAUGUCAUUUGGGGAUUAACAGCUUAUCUGCUAGAUAUUUGCUUGUCUGAAGUACUGCAAAUCAGCAAUUAA